UCAAAGCCUGUAUGUGCAUUCUUUGUGCCAGAAUACGCAGAGAGCGACUAUGAAAAGGACGAUAACAAAGAAAACAUUACAGUGACAGCACAAGCGCGCGCUUAUGGAUCUCUUUUGUAAAAAAAAAUAUUUAGUUUGUUCGCAUGUACUUUUAAGGAUCUUUAACCCUUAUUAUUAAAUUCGAUGUUAGGCAGAAAUUUGGUCUCCUGUGGAUAAGGUGUUGAUGGUCACCAGUCAUUUUCCAGCAACCAUAGUGAUUGUUUAUCUGUGAAGGGAUCCCACCAGAUACAAUCAUGGUGCUCAUUCUGGGUCGCCGUCUGAAUCAUGAGAACUCUGGCGGUGUGCCGGAAUCGCAGACAAUCAAGCGUAAAGUCUUCGAGAUCGAGUCUAAGACCCUGAGCGACGUGUACAACUUCUCUUCCGGUUCCUCUCACUCCGAGGGCGUCCUUCAGGUCUUCAAUGAGUUCAGAGAAAGCCGCCUCUUCACGGAUGUGAUCAUCAGCGUCCAGGGUCGUGAAUUCCCUUGUCACCGUGCCGUGCUGUCGGCCUGCAGCAGUUACUUUCGUGCCAUGUUCUGCAACGACCACAGAGAGAGCCGCGAGAUGCUUGUGGAGAUCAACGGCAUCCAGGCUGACGCUAUGGACACGUUCCUGCAGUAUGUUUACACCAGUCGGGCCUGCAUCACCACUCACAACGUCCAGUUCCUCUUCGAGACCUCCAGCCUCUUCCAGAUCACCACGCUGCGGGAUGCUUGCGCAAAAUUCCUGGAAGAGCAGCUGGACCCCUGCAACUGCCUCGGGAUCCAACGUUUCGCAGAUGCCCACUCUCUCAAACAGCUGGCCAGUCACUGCCGUGCUUUCGCCUUGUUAAAUUUUCCAGAGGUGGCUCAGCAUGAGGAGUUCCUAGACCUCCACAAGGAUGAGCUGCAAGAAUACUUAGCCAGCGAUGAGCUGUCCAUUGGCAGAGAGGAGGUGGUGUUCGAGUCAGUGAUGCGUUGGGUCUACCAUGGCGUGGAGUACCGCAGACCCAUGCUAAAAGAUCUGCUACAACAUGUCCGACUGCCUCUCCUGCACCCAAACUAUUUUGUACAGACGGUGGAAGGUGAUAAAUUGAUCCAGAAUGCACCAGAAUGUUAUCAGCUGCUGCACGAGGCACGUCGCUAUCACGUACUUGGCAAUGAGAUGAUGUCUCCGCGAACCAGACCCCGCAGGUCUACUGGUUUCUCUGAGGUCAUUGUCGUUGUGGGAGGCUGUGAGCGAAUGGGGGGUUUCAAUCUGCCGUACACAGAAUGCUACGACCCCGUGACGGGAGAGUGGACAUCUCUUGCUAAACACCCCGAGUACACUAAGUCUGAGUAUGCAGUGUGCGCCCUCCGCAAUGAUAUCAUUGUGUCAGGUGGCCGCAUUAACAGCAGUUAUGUCUGGAUGUAUAACUCUCAGCUCAACGUCUGGAUCAGAGUGGCCUCUCUUAAUAAGGGUCGAUGGAGACACAAGAUGACCGUCCUCCUGGGGAAGGUGUAUGCAGUUGGAGGUUAUGAUGGACAGUCUUGUCUCAGUAAUGUGGAGGUGUACGACUCAUUCUCCAACCGCUGGACUGAGGUGGCCCCCAUGAAAGAAGCCGUGUCCUGCCCGGCGGUCACCAGCUGUGCGGGAAAGCUUUUCGUCAUUGGAGGAGAACCCUUUGAAAACAACUGCUCCAAUAAGGUCCAGUGUUAUGACCCAGAGUCAGACAGCUGGCAGCUGAAGGCAUCUAUUCCCUUCACCAAACCCAAUAUCUCUGCCGUUUCUCUCAAUCACCUCAUCUAUGUAUGUGGUGGCCUCACCAAGUCCAUCUACUGCUACGACCCUUCACAGGACCACUGGAUGCACGUGGGCCACACCUUCAGCAGACAGGAGAGUUGCGGUAUGUCCAUUUGUAAUGGGAAGAUCUACAUCCUGGGUGGACGGGGAGAAAACGGCGAAGCCUCAAACAACAUUGUGUGCUACGACCCAGCCUCUGGCAUCAUCACAUCCACGGCUGCUAUGCCUCGUCCCAUCUCCUACCAUGGCUGUGUCACCAUACACCGUUUCAGUGAAAAACAACACAAAUUCUGAGAGCAUCAGCUAAUGUGCAUGUAGGCUGCCCCUAACAUGGAGCUACAGACUCUUAAAUGAAUAUCAACUUUGCAUUACUUUGCAACCGCUGGUAUGUUUUUUCUGUCACUUAUGCAACAUGUUUAACUGCUACAGUUGAUUUCAGCAUCAUGCCAAAGCUGUUAUUAUCUGUAAGACAGCAGUUGAUGGACUUUUUUUGUGGAACAAGGAAGUAUGUAAAACAUAGCCUUCCUCAUAACUGAAAUACAUUCAGAGAAUAAAUCAUAUGCGAUGGAGUAAUCGCAUAGAUGCCUUGAUGACCUGUAUAGAUAAAGACUGCACAAAUGCACACUUCCUGUGCUUUUUCUUUCUUUUCCAAGAUUUGUUUUGUUGGUCCGCCCACGCCCCCCAAGACAUUUUUUUAAUCUUAUUUUUAAAUGUACAUUUGUUUAAACUUUUUCAUGUCUUUGUUAUUUUAGUAGCAUUAUUGUUGCAUUCUGACAAUAUUUAAAAAGUCUGCAAAUAGAAACUUAGGUUCAGUCCUGAUUAUAACAUGCUUUUUACUUUUUUUUUUUUUUUAAAUAUCAUAUUAUGCUUUUGAGCUUAAGUGGAACAAAAGCACUUAAAUACUGCAUCGGACAUGCUGUAUAAGGUUUUCAUUGUUUUUUUGUUUUUUUUUUUGGUGCAUUCAAAGCAUCUGAAAACCUAAGGCUGGAAAGCACACACCUCAGUGAUGGACAGCUCUGAUUUUGGUCAAUGAAUCGUCACGUCAGGUUCUUAUGGGUUCUUAAUGAACCGUUCAGCUGUGAAACUAUUUUUUCCUGUGUAUCAUAUCUUUAUUUAAGCUUCUUUUACUUAAUCUUUAGUGUGACAACAAGGACGUGCCUUUCUGAUCUUUUGUUUUUGAUCGGAGCCCCAAUCAUGCACUUGUAUGUACUAGUGUUGGUAAUAUGGCAAUGUAAAUGCAUUCUACUCAUUCAACGUUAUCUGUGUUAUUUGACAUUGUGCGUUGUAAACAAUCUCAUAGCUGUAGAUAGCAUCUGAAUUUUAGAGUUGGAAUACCAGAGAUUUGUGUGUGUGUGUGUUCAAAUGAACCUGGAACUGUUUUCAAGAUAACCGCAGUCUCUGCUCUAGUACUUCUCAGUACUGGAUGCAGAAAUUAGCUGUCAGAAUAAUUUUUUGUGUAAUUCAUCUGAACGAGUCAGGCAGGAUGCUGGCAGCUAGUUUACCCAAAGCACUGCAUCUCCUGCAUUUCUGCCUGCAAUGAAAAUAUAAAAUAUAUAAGUGUCUGUAUAUACUUAUUUAUGUAUUUUCAUAUAGAUAAUUGUUUUGUCCUUCGAUCAUUUUGAUUAACUUCUUACUUUUUGUAAGUGUUAUUUUGACAACAUACUGUAUGUUCCAUUAUGCCCUUUUUUAAAAAAUAAUAUCUUAUAAUAUAAUACCCAGGUUUAUAUUUAUCUGGGUUAGAUGUGUUUUGUAGGAUUGCGUGGACACAGUUGUCCCGAGCUCUGAGUUGGCUUCCAGCUCAUUCAGAAGUAUAACCUGGUAUUUUUGUUGUGGUAGAAACAUCUUAAAAAUGCCGCUUCAGACCAUUUCAUUUCAGUGGAAUGAAACUGCAGCCGCAAUUGAGCGUGAGUCCAAAGCAUAAGAAAUAUUGGACAUGUUUCAGACAUAACAAUAAUAAUAUUCCAUACUUUGUAAAACUGCAAAAGUGCCUCAAUAAAAAAAAGUUCACUUGC
This is a messenger RNA of Puntigrus tetrazona (Sumatra barb), 3811 nucleotides long. RefSeq names its product kelch-like family member 24a (gene klhl24a). The record is from RefSeq and is a predicted model, not a curated record. The transcript has 8 exons. The coding region runs from base 294 to 2093 and encodes 599 amino acids. Gene Ontology annotation, molecular function: protein binding. Lineage: Eukaryota; Metazoa; Chordata; Actinopteri; Cypriniformes; Cyprinidae.